ACCCGCCAGGGCGGGCUUCCUCCCUCCCUCGCUCGCUCGCUUGCCCAACAGGCCGCUGCUGCCUGGCGGAGGAGGAUCCUCCCUCUUUCUGGCCUCGCUGGGCGUGGACGGAAAUUUCGCGCGCUGCUCCUUGAGCGCGAGAGGGGCGGGAGGCCGCGCUGGAGACCCAAAUCGAGCCCGCUUGGCGGUUCACUUCACACCCCGCCCUCUUCUCCUCCGCCCUCCUCUUCCGCCGCCAUGUCCCGCCAAAGCACACUCCUCAGUUUCUUCCCCAAGACGGUGGGCAAGGACGGCGAAAGCGGCGGCAGCAGCCACCACAACAGCCCCUCCAGCGACGCCGAGGGCUCCACCACGGCCUCGGCGAUGACCAAAGCCCACUGCAGCAGCGGAGGCGGAGCGAGGGCGCCGGUGCAGAGUGACAUCUAUGAAUAUUCACCUGGUGAUUUGGUUUGGGCCAAACUUGAAGGUCAUCCUUGGUGGCCAUGCCUUGUGUACGAGCAUCCAACAGAAAAAUCUAUUUUCCGGGGAAGAGGAAGAGCCUCUCGAAUCCACGUACAGUUUUUCGAUGAACCACCAUCGAGGGGUUGGGUUAGUGUUAGAUAUGUAAGACCGUAUACAGGCUCUACUGGUAGGGAUACCCAGAGGGGAGGUAUGUUUUACAGUUCAAGGCCUGAAAUUAAAAGAGCAAUGGAGCAGGCAGAUGCUGCUAUAAGAAAAGAGAAAAGUGAACGACUUGAACUGGCAGUGUGUGACAAACCUUCAGAAAGUGAGGAAGAAGAUGAAGAGACGGAGCAGGUGAGUGAUGAGGGUGAGGAUUUUGACACAUCAAAGGAAGUGAAAUCUAGAAAUAAAAGGGCAGCUGGGCAACAAAAACAUACUGGAAAAACCAAAAGAAGAAGAGUUGUCAUGGAUUCAGACAGUGAAAAUGGGGGUUCAGAUCAGGACUUUAAGCCAUAUGAAGUCAGCAGUGAUGAAAACAGCAUUGGAGCAGGUGACAGUGACACUUCUGAAUUUGACCCAGAAAGACCAGCUAAAGCUCCUCGUAAGAAAACACAGGAAAUUGUAAUCAAGCCUCCCCAGAAGGAAAACUUUAAAAACAACCUACCUGAAACUCCCAGAAGAGAGAUGAAUCUUUCUUCUGAAAUCAAGUGUAGGCUAACAUCUUUUGCAGCUCCUGACUUCUUUGAUUUUCGACUAAGCAUGAAUGGAGGAGGGGGAGGAGGAGACCAUCCAACUGUGUGGGAGCAUGAUAAAAUUGAAUGGCUCCAGGAUGGUAAAAGGAAAGAUGGCCGUAGGAGACGGCAAAAUGAUCCAGAUUAUGAUCCAAGUACUAUUUUUGUGCCAGAGGACUACCUUAAAAACUGCACCCCAGGAAUGCGGAAGUGGUGGGAAAUCAAGAGUCAGAAUUUUGAUUCUGUGAUUUGCUAUAAAGUUGGUAAAUUCUAUGAGUUGUACCACAUGGAUGCAGUUGUUGCAGUUAACAAGCUGGGACUGGAGUUCAUGAAAGGUACUUGGGCCCAUGCAGGCUUCCCAGAAAUCGCCUUUGACAAAUUCUCUAAUGUCUUAAUCCAGAAAGGUUACAAAGUUGUCCGUGUUGAGCAGGUGGAGACUCCUGAGAUGAUGGAUGCACGCUGCAAGACCUUGGCUCACCCAACAAAAUUUGACAGAGUUGUGCGCCGAGAAGUAUGUAGGGUAAUUUCAAAAGGGACACAAACUUACGGUAUUCUGGAUGCUGACUUUUCGGAGACCCACAACAGAUACCUCCUCUGCAUAAAAGAGAAAGUCGACGAUUCUACUGGUCUCCUUCGUACUUAUGGGGUAUGCUUCAUUGACACAACAGUGGGGAAGUUCCAUGUUGGUCAGUUCCUGGAUGACCGCCACUGCUCAAGGCUUCGAACUCUUUUGGCUCAUUACCCUCCCGUGCAGAUUCUUUUUGAGCGGGGGAACCCCUCUGCAGAAACACAAAAGAUAUUCAAAGGCUUACUGCCGUCUACUGUGCAAGAGGGCUUGAUUGCUGGCUCUCAGUUCUGGAAUGCAUCCAGAACACUAAAAACUCUCCUUGAAGAAGACUACUUCCAGGACAAGAAGAAUGCAAGUGGUAGUCAUAUUCUACCCCCAGUAAUCAGAUCCAUGACAGCAGAAAGUGACUCUCUGGGACUAACUCCUGGGGAGAACAGUGAGCUUGUGCUCUCUGCUCUUGGUGGAUGUGUUUUCUACCUUAGAAAAUGUAUUAUUGAUCAGGAGCUUUUAUCACUGGCAAAAUUUGAAGAAUAUGUCCCUGUGGAUGUUGAUGUUGCAAAAGGAACAGGGUCAAGUAGCACCUUUGCUAAAACUAGCCAGCGGAUGGUGCUGGAUGGGGUGACUCUAGCAAAUCUGGAAGUCCUACAGAAUGGAACCACUGGUUCAAUGGAAGGCACAUUGCUGGAAAAGAUUGACACUUGUUGUACACCCUUUGGCAGGAGACUCUUGAAACAGUGGAUCUGUGCACCAUUGUGCAAUCCUUCCGCUAUCAAUGACCGCCUGGAUGCAGUUGAAGACCUCUUAAAUGAGGCUGCCAAAAUGUCUGAAAUCCGUGACCUUCUGAAAAAACUCCCGGACCUUGAAAGACUCUUGAGCAAAAUCCACAGUAUUGGUUCAUCCCUUAAGAAUCAGAACCAUCCAGACAACAGGGCUAUUUUUUAUGAGGAGCCCAGGUACAGCAAGAAGAAGAUCAUAGACUUCUUGUCUGCACUUGAAGGAUUUAAAGUAGCAGCUGAAAUUAUCUCAAUUUUGGAAGACCUUGUGGAUAACUUUAAAUCCAAAACACUUAAGCAAAUAGCAACAACUAAAUCUAAAGAUAAUACUGGCUGUUUCCCAGACUUGGAAGCAGAAUUGAAAAGGUGGGAUGCUGCUUUUGAUCAUGACGUUGCACGGAAGAAUGGUGUGGUUAAUCCAAAGACUGGGUUUGAUGCGGAUUAUGAUAAAGCUCUUGAGGAUAUAAGUGAUGUCGAGGAGCGCCUUCGUCAGUAUUUGGAAGUUCAGCGUGAACGAUUAGGCUGCAAAGCCAUGAUGUAUUGGGGAGCAGGCAGAAAUCGAUAUCAGAUGGAGAUUUCAGAGACUGCAGUGCCCCGGGACUUGCCUGAUGAAUAUGUGAUGAAGUCUAGUAGAAAGGGUUACAAGCGCUACUGGACCAAAGAUAUAGAGGAUAUGUUGAAUGAGAUCACUGGCGCUGAAGAGCGAAAGGAUGCAGCUCAGAGAGACUGUAUGAAAAGGUUAUUCUACAACUUUGAUAAGAACAGCAAAGACUGGCAAGCCGCAGUAGAAUGCAUCGCAGUGUUGGAUGUCUUGCUGUGCCUCGCACGCUAUAGUCAGGAAUGCGAUGGACCAUUGUGCCGACCUGAAAUUGUGCUGCCGGAGAAGAACACUCCACCCUUUCUGGAGCUCAGACGUUCAUGCCAUCCAUGCAUUACGAAAACUUUAUUCAGCGAUGACUUCAUCCCUAACGAUAUCCUGAUAGGUCCUCUAGGUGAAAUGACAGACUCCCAGAUGAAGGCUUGCUGUGUUCUAGUGACUGGCCCAAACAUGGGAGGAAAAUCUACACUCCUGAGACAGGCUGGCCUCUCAGUGGUAAUGGCCCAGCUGGGAUGCUAUGUUCCUGCUGAAUCUUUCAGGUUUACUCCUGUUGACAGAGUAUUUACCAGACUAGGGGCUUCGGAUAGAAUUAUGUCAGGGGAGAGUACGUUUUUUGUUGAGCUGAGCGAGACUUCAAGUAUACUUCAGCAUGCAACAGAACAUUCCCUUGUUCUUAUGGAUGAACUAGGAAGAGGACGCCACAUGAAUGAACUUGGGGAAAAACCUAGUCUUGGAUUCAGGUAAAUACACAGCUAGCAUGUCAGCAGUUGUAGCACUCCUGAACCACCAUCACCUUUAGAGGGGUGUGUCUGUUUGCUUUACCACAAACUAUAGGUUUUCCUAUCUGGUGACUGGAAGCACAGCCUUUCAUAUCUGCAUUCACCACAACGCUCUUCUGAUAUCUUCAUACUUAAUUAUUCUUUGGUAGCCUAAUAGGAAUGUGUUUCAGAAUUCUUUCAGACUUCCUUCCACCACCUGAAAAUCUCACUUCUAACUGGGGAAACUGGGUCAGUAGUCUUGAGUGCAGUUUAUGGAGAUCAAGGAGCAGCAGUGUCACACGAAUCAUCUUCCAGGGUUUUUAAGAGUUGCUCAGCUACAUGCCAGUUUCAGUCACUGUGGUGAAGGAGUCUUGUUGCAGCCAUACAAAUUCCUUCAGUAGGUUUGUGGGAACCUUUAGUAUCUGAGUUUGGUAAUAUUUUUUUUUAAUGUUGCUGCUCCUGUCUAAAAUUGAAGGUCUUGUACAAGCUUGUACUUUGUUUCAGGCUGUAUGGGGAAGAUCCCAUAACUGCAUUUUAAUUUAGGUCUUAAGGGAAGUUCUUGAGCUUUGUUGUGUUUGGCUUGACUACUCUAAAAUUGUAAGGAAGAUACUUGAAAAUGUCCAUUUUCAUCAAGGAUUGAACUGCCACACAGUGGAUCUGUUGCCACAACCUUCCUUGCAUUUACCCAGCUCUCAUU
Messenger RNA from Hemicordylus capensis (graceful crag lizard), 4566 nucleotides. It is a transcript of the gene MSH6, whose product is annotated as mutS homolog 6. Lineage: Eukaryota; Metazoa; Chordata; Lepidosauria; Squamata; Cordylidae. Bases 238 to 3855 code for a protein of 1205 amino acids. The transcript has 8 exons. Gene Ontology annotation, molecular function: ATP-dependent DNA damage sensor activity; ATP binding; mismatched DNA binding. Gene Ontology annotation, cellular component: nucleus; MutSalpha complex. The record is from RefSeq and is a predicted model, not a curated record. Gene Ontology annotation, biological process: mismatch repair.